GCUUGAUUGCGUAUGUGUGUAUGUGAGUGUACGUGUAUGUUGGUAUGUCUGUAUAUACGUGUACAUGUGUGUCUGUGUGUGUGUGUGAGAAUAUUGUGUCAGUCAUACCAACCUGAAGAGUUCCUACUAUAUUUGUGAUUUUGACGAAAUUUUUGGAUGUGUAACAAGUUGUCACUCCUAUGGAUAGGCGUUUGUUGAGACGGAGGAACUCAGAUUCCGUUUUCCUUUGCAUUUUUACCAAUCUUUCUAUCUUCUCAUUAACCUUUGAUUGAUUUUUCAAUCAAAUUCUUCAGACUAUCGAAUACAUUACCAACAAGUUAUUCUUGAAUAUUAAAAAAACACAAUCAGUCAAAGGAAAAUAAGUUUCUCGGCACGUGCUAAGAUUUGACUUUGCAUCAGUUUUUUAUAGUUCCUUAAUAAACCAGUAGUUGACUUAUUGAGAAUUGAUUCAUGGAACAUUUUUCUUUAAUCAUCAAAAUUUGUUCCCAAUAUUUGGACUUACCAUUUGGUUGAUUUCUACAACAAUAUAUUCUUUAAUUUUCUGAGAAAAAAAAACAACAAAAAUAUAAAAAGAGGAGCAACAAAAACAACGGGUUUUACGAGCUUUCACGGGGCAGCUAGCAAUGACCAUCACAGGAGCCUUUAGCAUCGGCCUAUUGGUGUGCUCCUUGAUACCAUGUGCCGGAACAGUGGAGUCUUUGAUACAGUACACCUCCACCUCCAGUCCUAGCCAAAUGCCAGACCUAACCACUGAACGAAACCGAGUGCAAACGAGAGCAGUUAAAGAUGAUAAGAACGUGGAACUAUACUUUGCAAUCACCAAAAUGCUGGAACAGCUCAAUGUCUUGUCACCCAAUGCCAAAUCAUGCUACAUCCUCAAAAACGUCGAACCAAGCAACGUAAAACCAGCUAUUGAUAAAACCGUUGAAGUACGACUGGUAUUUACUGUUGUGUCUGCUCAGUCCAGUUCUUCUGGCAAUAAUAAACCAAAGGAAGAUUCCAAUAAUAGCAAUCGUAGUUCUUCCGAAUGUAAAAAGCUACUUGCUCUAUCGAUGCAGCAAUCAUCUCUAGGGAGUAAUUCAGGGGCUAAUGAUUCAGCCAACAAUUCAGCGGGAUACAGUGCUCCACAUACAGAGUACGGAAAUGAAUCAGGUCAAAUAGGAGAGGAGAUUGACCAGGGAACAAAGAUGAGUCGAGGCAAAAGAGGACUCAGCCGCACCCAGAUGUUCAUCAUUGUCACCUGCUCGUCAGUAAUAGGUUUGUUCUUCCUGGUAGCAGCAAUCAUAAGAAUCAGAAACUAUGUACACCGAUUACGAGAAGAGCAGGCCAUUGCUAAGAGACCUACAUUUCGGAGCUGCAAUGUAGCACUACGAAACUCCACUGGUUCCAGUGAAUUACUCCGGAGAGAGACAGGGUCUAGUGCUUCGCCGAGCAAAGUUGAAGAUGAAAGGAAUUCUGGGAAUGGUAAUUCUAUCCAGAACUCCCCAAAACAAACUGCCAGCACUGACAACCCAAUGUAUCUAAUAACGCCACAAUUGCCGCAAGCAGAUGACAAGACAGCUUCCGUACAGUCUCCAGCAUCGUCGAUUAAGUAUAUCGAUGAAGAUGACACAUCAAAGAAGGGUUAUGAAACUGAUGAAGCUGAAGACGAAGGAGAAAGUGAAUCAAAGCCUCUUCUAGCAUCAGAAGUGGCAAAUUCUAAGGAUAACGACAGUAAAGAGAGCAACGUUGCACCUGUGCAGUUUGGAAACUCGUUAGCAUUUGAGAAUUUCCCCAAUAAUAAUAAUGCCAAUACUACAGAAGAAAAUGUCAAUGAGGACCUAGCUGAGAUGGCUUCUGAAGAUGCUACAAGCCUAAACCAAAUUCCAGUAUCAAAUGCCAAUAUUGCAUCACCGGAUAUAGCCUGGUUAGAACAAGCAGUCGAAGACUCUACUCUGGGUUCAGUAACUGCUGGACUCACCCAGUCUGACUCAAGCCUAUCUUCUAGUAAUAAGUUCUACUCUUAUGGCACUGGUCAGUUAGAGUAUGUAUCCCCUUAUCAAGGGCCAAGUGGGGAGUAUGCAAGUAGCAGUUCUAUAAGCUCACCUUCUUCAGAAAAAGGUCCACAUGUUCUCUAUCAGCCUAUUCUACCAGGAAAGACGAAUGAUGGGUCAAGCAGUGUUUCACCUGCUUUCAGAGACAACAUUGAUGAUAACGUUCUCGAUAACGAACAGGAGAUCAUAAAUUUGCACCCGUCUCUGUUGGACAGUAACAUCGACCAAACAAUAGUGACUGACACCGAGAUCUUCAUUGACAAUCUCGCAGACAAUGAAGAUUUGUGUACGGACAAUAACAAUCCGACAGAUAACUUCAAUGACCUGCCUUGUAAUAUGAUUAUCUCUUCUGAACAAGACAGCCGGAAAGAGAACUCAGACUCUUGUGUUGUAAUGGAUAUUGAGGGUAACUACACACAUCCAACGAACGACUUCAUUAGCUGCAAUGUUUCACCAGCAGCAAAAAUUAACACCGAAAACCAACCCCAGAUAGACACUGAAGACGAAAACCCUUGUGAACAUACCACCUCUUCACUACCUCCUUCCCCAACUUCUUCCACAAGAUCGACGCCCGGCAUUAUGGGAACUUUACCUCCUAUGGCAACUGGAGAAUCUGAAAUGCUUUAAUCUCACUUCAUUUCCAUGUUAAUAUCUUGUGAAGAGAUUGACCAAUAAUCAAUACGUUCUCAUCUCCCCUCCUCUCUUAUCUAACUUAUGUGUGAGCAUGUCUAUGUGUGUGUGUGUAUGUAUGCGCGUGUGUUAUACCUCUCUACAAAAUGACUAGAAUAAUAAAACAUAGGUUAUGACAUGUACAUAAAUGCAUUGCUAUAAACUUACAAGAUUGUUAAGACACCCAGUAUUUGGUAGCUUUCCAAACAUAAGCACCACAUUACCAAAAUUAUAUGCAUAAAUUAUUUAAAAUUACAAAUCAUAUAUUGGAGAAUAAAAGAAUACAUUAUUUUAAUUUUAGAAACUAUUUCAGUAUUCAUACACAUAU
Octopus bimaculoides (California two-spot octopus) is the source of this 3030-nucleotide messenger RNA. RefSeq lists its product as uncharacterized. The record is from RefSeq and is a predicted model, not a curated record. Lineage: Eukaryota; Metazoa; Mollusca; Cephalopoda; Octopoda; Octopodidae.